Molecule: messenger RNA, 1290 nt
Organism: Rhizopus microsporus ATCC 52813
Lineage: Eukaryota; Fungi; Mucoromycota; Mucoromycetes; Mucorales; Rhizopodaceae
Product: Phox-like protein
Exons: 3
Coding region: 1-1290 (429 amino acids)
Molecular function (GO): protein binding; phosphatidylinositol binding
Source: RefSeq, a predicted model, not a curated record
AUGUUUCUAUCUAGCAGCCAUAAGCGAAGUAAAAGCUUAAAACGACUCACAAAGACCAAGAUAUCGACACCUAUAUCGACGCUACCUACUCAACUAGACGUACCAAAAAAGAUCAUUAAAGCUCUCUACGAUUACCGAGCUCAGGGUCCACAUGAGCUGUCAUUUCGUAAAGGCGACUUUUUUCAUGUCAUUGGAAGAGAAAAUGAUACAGAAUGGUAUGAAGCCAGUAACCCAGCAACAGACACAAGAGGUAUUGUGCCUGUCUCUUACUUCCAGGUGAUUGAGAGAACUGGUUCAAGACCCAUGUCGUUGUCGUCGUCGUCAACAAGUAGCACUGAAGAUCAUAAACAGAAACGAGUCUAUGGAGUUGUCAUGUAUGACUUUACGGCCGAGAGACCCGAUGAAUUAAGCGCCCAGGCUGGCGAAUCCAUUGUCAUUAUCGCACAAUCCACAAAGGAUUGGUAUGUUGCUAAACCCAUCAGCAGACUCGGCGGCCCUGGACUGAUUCCUGUCUCGUUUGUACAGGUCAGAGACGCACAAACCGGCCAGGCUAUCGAGUCAGUACAACUACCGCCUGUAGAGGAUUGGAAAAAGAUGACACAGCUGUAUGAGGCUUCAAGUAUACCGCUGGGCGUGAUUGAACAAAAGAAGAAAGAUAGCGUCGUCUUUGCUCAGAUCAAUUCGUUUAUUCUUGAAGGAGGCCAAUAUUGGUUUGUUCUGUACGCUAAAACAGCUCGUGGGAUGCAUCGGAUCCUAUAUCGUCUUUAUGAUGACUUUUACGAUUUUCAGCUUCAUCUAUUGAAAACUUACCCGGUAGAAGCAGGGCAGGGCGAUAGAGAACGAAUUUUACCUUAUAUGCCAGGGCCUCUGAAGGAAGUAGAUGAUAAAGUGACAGCUGAGAGACAAGCGGAUUUAAACAGAUACUGUAAGGAGUUGCUCGGUCUUCCAAAAUAUUUGUCUGAAUGCGAUCUCGUCCAAAACCAACUCUUUGGAAUUCAUGAAGGUGAUAUAGAAUUAGACUACGACCCGAGAGCAACACGUCAUUCGAAUGAAGAUCAUGUCAAGGUCAAGAUUAUCCAUAAAGAUGAUAUUUUUGCCAUUAAAAUGCCUGUAGACAGUACACUAGAUCAUUUACGAUCCAAGGUCUUUGAACGUAUUGGAUUCGAAGUCAAAAUGUGCUAUAAAGAUGAAACAACUGGAAAGAAUAUGCCUCUGGAAGGCGAAUUAGAUAUGGAAGAAGCCUUUGUGCAGGCAAUACAAAGGGGGAAAUUAACCAUUAUCACAAAUUAA